AGCCGGGACCCGGGAAUCGUGUAACAAUCCUAUGUCUCUCCCCUGUCCCCUCUCUCCACCGAUGGAGGGAAAGAAGAAGGUCUUCCCCUCCCUCCCAAAACGGCAUCAAAAUUCUCCGCUGGGAAAAAUCUGCAAAAUUCUCCGCUUAGGAAAAAAAAGAUUCGGAGCAAUCCACCAUCUGUUUACUCCUCGAUUAAGGUGAUAGAGUCAUAGCGAGGGCUCUGAAUUGGGAUCCCAACAAAAGAAUCAGACUUGGGUUGGGGCUUGCAGAGAAGGGAAUGUCGACAACCAUUGACGGGCUCGCGACGUCGAGUCAGGAGGGUAAUGCACACAAUGACGAAAAGAAAGAGUACAAUUCUGAUGAAGAGAACUCAGAAGGAGAAAUGAAGCCCAAAAGGGUCUCUUUCAAGAAGAGAGCCGUUACUGUGGGGUAUAAAUUUAGGCAUUCUUUAUGGAGAAAGAGUAAAAUGAAGAAUGAUAACCAUGUAGCCUCAAUAGAUGACAUAAGAGAUGGUCAAGAGCUGGAGAUUGUUGAAAGGUUCCGCGAGUGUUUAAUCGACGAGGGCUUGUUGCCAGAACAUCAUGAUGAUUAUCACAUGAUGUUGAGGUUCCUGAAAGCAAGGAAAUUUAAUAUUGACAAAGCAAAGCAGAUGUGGUCAGAGAUGCUUAGAUGGAGGAAGGAAUUUGGUGCUGACGAUAUAGAGGAAUUCGACUACACUGAAUUAGAUGAAGUUGUGAAGUACUAUCCACAACUUUACCAUGGUGUGGACAAAGGUGGAAGGCCUAUUUACAUAGAACUAAUUGGGAAAGUUGAUACCAACAAACUAGUGCAAAUAACAACUAUUGACCGUUAUGUAAAAUAUCAUGUGAAGGAGUUUGAGAGAUGUCUCCAGAUGAGGUUUCCAGCUUGUUCUAUUGCUGCAAAAAGGCACAUAGACUCAUCUACUGCGAUAUUGGAUGUGAAAGGCGUGGGCCUAAAGAACUUCACAAAAGUUGCAAGAGAGCUAAUUAUGCGGUUGCAGAAUAUCAACAAUAACAACUAUCCAGAGACCUUACAGCAACUGUGCAUCAUAAAUGCUGGCCAAGGCUUCAAGAUGUUAUGGGGUACAAUAAAAUCAUUUCUUGAUCCAGAAACUGCUUCAAAAAUUCAUGUCCUUGGAAACAAGUACCAAACUAAAUUACUUGAAAUAAUUGAUGACAGUGAACUACCAGAAUUUCUUGGUGGCAAGUGCAGAUGUGAAGAGUAUGGAGGUUGUCUGAAAUCAAAUAAAGGCCCUUGGAAGGACCCUGAAAUUGUUAAGAAGGUUAUCAAUGGUGAGGCAAACUAUGUUAGGCAAGUUAUUGCUGUAUCAAACAUAAAUCAAAAGGAAGUUAGUUGUACUGAACACUCAACUGAGGAAAAAGUCAACGAUGCCUCUGUCGAAUCUAUUUCUGAGGUGGAAGAUGUUUCUUCUUCAACGGCUUUAAUGGAUCACAUCAUAAGCCCUAAUUUGACCUUUGUGGAUGAGUCAAAAUUUCGAGGACAUGCUUCCUCAUCAGAUGCUCCUCCCUUUAUUAGGGGUAGCAUCCCUGUUGCUAGCGAGGUCGUGGAUGCAUGCUCCAAUCCAAGAAACAGCUCGAUGCCUUCCAGCUCAGGUUCUUUCUCCUUGAGAAAUAUACCGGCAACAUUGGGAGGACUUAAAACUCGAAUUUUCAAGUGGCCAACAGUCUUAAUCCUGAGCUUGUUGGCAUUCCUCCACUCUGUCCUAAGUGUAGUGAUCAAAAGGCUAUCACAACAGGCCAUCACAUGUGACUUCCAAGGAUAUACAGGAAAUGGCACCCUUACAUCUGUAUUGGCACGGCUUGGUGAAUUGGAGGAGAAGGUACAGGCAAUUGAAGCAAAGCCACCCCAAGUGCCAUUUGAAAAGCAGGAAUUGUUGCAUACUUUCGUUAACCGCGUGGGUGUGUUGGAAGCUGAACUAAUUUCUAUGAAGAAGGUCUUGUAUGAGACAUUGGUUCGGCAGGAUGAGCUGCUUGCAUAUAUUGACCAACAACGGACAGCCAAAUUUUGUUCAAUGGUACCAAGUACGAAAUUUCAUAUUUGUGCAUCCAUCGUUUGUAGCGGCAGAAAUUCUGCUUUUGAGUUGUGCUGGAGUAUCGGCCACCUAUUUUCUUCUAUUCGGAGAUGGCAUGCUACUAUUGUGGACGCAGAAUACUUGCGAAUAUCUUCAUAUUUUGUUGCGGUGUAAAGAAUUGCAAUAUAUAGAUAAAGAUGGGAUUGAAAAGGGUUGCUUCUCUUGACACCUUGUUUCAGCGAAAAAAAAGAGAGGAACGUUCGAUAUCUUGUGCACAUUUUCAAGCAGAUAAAGGCAUAAUUUUUCCCAGUAUUUGGUGGAAGGUUCGAACUGUCUGUAACUCUAUAGUGCAUAUGGUGUGUGUUUGUUUGGUGGCUGUGGAUGGGGCUGGAUUGUAUAUCUUGGCUGACACUGAGAGAUAGACUGAGUGAAAAAUGUCGGACCUUGCCCCUCGUCACGGAAAUGAGAGGGAAUUGAACUGGAACAAGGAACAAUGAAUUGUAAAAUGUUUUGUAAAUUCAGAAUGUUUUCACUCUGGAUCGCAUAA
Molecule: messenger RNA, 2601 nt
Organism: Zea mays
Lineage: Eukaryota; Viridiplantae; Streptophyta; Magnoliopsida; Poales; Poaceae
Product: phosphatidylinositol/phosphatidylcholine transfer protein SFH6
Exons: 14
Coding region: 279-2228 (649 amino acids)
Source: RefSeq, a predicted model, not a curated record